AUGAACUCACUGAACAUCUUUGAAAAACAAGAUCUUUUAGAGGUCAUCUCCGCCAGACCGGGCAAGGGCUCACACGUCAAACGUAUUUCACCUCGCCAAGCUCCGACCUGUUGUGGUUACUCACCUACAACAAUUUUUUCCUUCUCUCCUCUCGCACUCCUGGCCACUGACCGCAGCAUCAACGCCAUGGCGACACUCGCCCAUGUGUUCAACCAUCUGGUGUUACCACCACAAAUCCCCGGAGAACAGGACGAGGACAUUGAACGCUCCAGUCACGAUAUCCUUGUUCGUCUCAUCCGCGCCACGAGCACCUUGGCCAGGCUUGCUGGCCAGAAUCAGACAGCUACUUGGCAACCACUUCGCCAGUCCCUUCGCCGUUGUCAAUCUCUUCACGAGCGAGGUCAUCUCGAAAAGCAGUCGCUCAUCUCAGAAUUCAAGAAUAUCCAACACGAUCAGCCACUCGUCCUUCACAUCAUAGAACAAAAUGCUGCCCUCAUUGUUCGACGCGACAUUAGUGAAAACAACGAUAUCGUCAUCUUCGAGGCGUUCGAGGCAUCCCCGCCUUCAGCUGAGGUGCUUGCUGCGGAGGGCGCCCUCAUCUGGGACUUCCCCGACUGCGCGGCCCAGAUUCCAUUCAGCGAGUUUCAGAAGGCAUCGUUCCAAGAUGCCUUGGCUGACUUCCUCGAAAAGGGUAGCAUGGAGCCGUUGAAGCGUUUCCAGGCACAUACCACAAAAGCCCAAACCUCCGUCGUCGAGUCGCGUGACACCGCGAGUCCGGCACUCGUGACACAUCUUCUCAUACCGCUGCUCGAGGUCAUCGGAUCUGCAGUCGACAGCAACGUUCCUCAGCUCAGGAAGCGCGUCCGCGAUGAUGCAAACAUCAAAGCUGCAGAGUUUCCAUGGCGGAGAUUGCCAUUUUGGCUCGUACUUCGGGUCUCCACUCAACGACAACUUCAGCUUUCUCUUGGGAACGAGGCGGGCAGAGCCUGUUAUAAGUUCUUGGUUACCACUCUCCUUGCAGAGCUUCUCAACGAAUGUCCUACCCAACUGGCGCCUGAACUUACGAUAACCCUCCGAAGCAAGGUCUGCCGCCGCCUCGCGAAGCUCGAACAAGAAAAGGUUGACUCACCUGCCCUAUACAAGCACAUGUUCGCCGUCGCUGGACCGUUCUUCAAAGAGUCUAUCGCGCGGGUUACAAAGGUGAUUGAAUCAGCCUGGGAAAAGUUCAAGCGGGAGACCACACGUCCCAUUCCUACACUCCCACUCCGGGCCGAUCAGCAAGCGCUCUGCCUCUCUCUCCCUAACAGCGGAGCAUACCUCCACGAUGUGCUGAAUCUUCCUCGUGCACACAAGAAGGUCAAGCUGUCUUUAGCUUUUCCGCGAUCGGUGGACAGCACAAUUGAACAGGUUGAGCAGUUUACAGACAUGUAUUUCAAGCUAACGAAAUUGGAAAAGGAUAUCGAGACCCAUCAAAUUCCUCAAUUCACGACAUCCUCGACGCUGCCCUCACGCUGUCUCAAGCUCGCUGAAACGAUAUCCGAUCUGAUGGGAACCGUAGGCACGGCUUAUGAGUCCAAUCCUGAACAGCACUCCAUCCUCAUCCUGAACCUCUUCACACUCUGGGUGCGGCUGGACAGGUACAUGAUCGAAGCCUGUCCUCUGCUUCUCAAGUAUCGCCCAGUAUUCUCUCCGGAGCUCUUGGACGCAUUGCAUCUUCCACUCAUGUCAGAGAUGCAGCGACUUCAUGACAUCCAAGUGUAUCUACAAGAUAGGCAUACGAGGUCCAAGCAUCAGACAACAAUACUUUCCGAGCCCGAUAAGCACAGCUUCGCAGUUGAGUAUGUCGCACAGUCCAGACCAAUGAAACAGCUCCUUGAACAAAUACAAGAGGCUUCUAGGCUUUCACGAGAAGCAAAGAAAGCUGAGCUGGACCGAUGGUGUCAAGAGUAUGAUGCCCAUUCCUUGGGCAUAUCCGGCGGCACAUGCGUCUGCACUUUCAAUCGCGACGGUUCGCGAUAUGUGAGAGGAUGUGACAAAUGCUGGCAUUGGCGAGCCAGAAAUCGAAUGCAGAUAUACGCUCACGAAGAUUUCCUGCCCAAGAACACUGUGAAAGCGGCAGCCGUUGUAUUCGAGUUGCGUAUUCCGGCCUCCCUCGCUGCGUAUCGAAACGCCACAUGGAAGAUCUUCGAGUUGGCAUAUCCUGCCAAGCCUGCGUCACGAUCACCAAUCAAGGUCUUGAAAGAUUAUGAACCGUUCCAACCAUAUAUUCAGGAAUUCGCGAGCGGCAUCACUAUUUCAUCGACUUCCAAACCGUUUGCUGGCACCCACUACAAGGUUGCUAAGGAGAGAAUGAAAGCAUCGGAAGCCGAUGUUCUGUAUCCCAACGGCCUGACCUUCUUCUAUUUCGACAUGGCCUCGGACACAUGGGUCAAAGAUUUUAACAAGCCGUUGACCUUCCAGCAUCUUUGCGGUGUACAUGUCCCGCGAUCGCUGGUGCAUUCGGUCAUGCCUGAGUCGAUACACCCACCAACUGAAGUCCAUGGACUAUCUUCAUACGAGGUUGUCGCUUCUGAAACCGAAUGUCCACCAGAUAUCGCCAUUCGAGAAUUCAUGGCGUAUCAGCGCUUACUGUCAGGCAAGACCCGUCGAUGGCUCACUAUGUUGGUAGAGUUGGGCGCAUCAGAUGUGAACUUCAGCAACGAGAGCACGAUGCAUAUGUUCAACCACCUCACUACGCAGGCUGGACCAUCACGGAAUGAGUCUGGUGUCCUUCGUGACGUUCAUGUGGUUUUCAAGGAGACGUCGUUCUGCAGGCGCUUGGCGGAACAAAUUAGCAAUCGCCUACGGAGCAUCACGUCCAGUUGGCGCGAGGUGCAUUGCAUGGAAGUCCUCAUCACGCUUAGUCUGCGACUAUUCACGUUCGCUUCGUCCAAGAUGUUGGCUAUGACUCUUUUGAAAGAAGCACGCGACAUUACCUUGACAUGGAUUACGUGUCUUCGAGACGACGUAAGGAGUGCCCGAGAAGCUCAUGCAGCGGAGACGGCUGCUCGAUCUGCGUUCUGGGCUGCCCUGCUGUGCCGAAGGACAUUUUCUACCUUUGCCGAAUCAGAUCAGCUAAUCCCACAAGAUGACUUGUCGGCUUUCGUUCAGGCCUCAAUGGCUCUCCAAGAGAAUCUCCUCGUCGACUUGGCCAAGCUACCACCAGUACUCAAGGCCAUGUUGAUUCGCGAUACGAAACUGGCCUUCAACAUCCAAUCACAGUUACUUCAAUCGAUCAAGGCUUCUCCUCAGAGCAUCGGUAUGGCCAUCAACGCAUCCUGGUCAAACUCGGCAAACUCAACACGGAAGGUCUUCACUGUGUGGCAAACCUUGACUUCUCCACACGAUCGAUGGAUUGUAUCAACUAUGGUUGCUACAAUGGAGAGUUCAGCAAAGUCACAGGUGGUUCACUAUAACUUUAUUGAGGGGCACCUGCUCGUCGAUGGCAAGCCCUUGGGAAAAUUGCCGCGAGACAUUCGAGAAUCACUUGAGGUGAAGAAACUCUUCGGCAACCAAUAUCUCCGAACGCUUCCAUCAGCUGAACACGGCAUGUCCUAUGUUAUGACAACUCGGAUGCACAACCACGAGUUUCAUUUCGGGAUGCGAGAUGGACGAGUUAUUAUCCGUGCCCGUACUCGAGGUAACCUUCUAGAGUACGUUCCGCCUGCGCUCUUUUCUGGACCUAAUAGUUUCGACCUGCCAUUUGGCCUUGUAUCCAACUGCCAGCACUGGUUGAAUCUGAAUAUGAAAUGUAUCGAGGUUAGACGCAAGCCCGAAGCCUGGCAAACCCGGACAAACGAUUGGAUUAUUGACCUUGUCGAUCGUCAAGGCAAGCGGAGCGAACGUUCUACUUUGGUUGACCCUAAUUCCAUCUUGUUUCAACAAGUCGCCGACAUCUUCCGCCACUUCGAAAAUCCAAACAAGAUCACGAUCUUCCAGCCUAUACACAAGAAUGGAGCCUUGUCUGUCGAGCUACGCCAUUUGGAACUAUCAUUUAAAGUGAACAAGCAAGGACUGCUCCAAUGUCAUGAACUAGGUGCAGAGAUUGAUCCUAACCAGGAUGCUGGCACCCUAUAUGGAUUUGAGAGUAAGAUCGUACUGCGUGACAUCGCAGACCCUAAGAGCCGGAGCAUCAUCGCUCCAUGGGGAGAACUUUCUAGCAAGCGUCGUGGGAUGCACAUCGCCGUGCGGGCAGCUAGCUGCACUGAGUAUGCGAGGUUCGGGAUCGAUGAGGUACUCGGACGGUUGUUAUGCCCUUCGGAGCCACGACUCCUAUAUGCAAAAGCUCAGUUCCAUGCGUUUACGUCCUUCGCUAUAGCUGACCCGUUGACUGGGCGCACUGGCACCGAAGAAGCCUUACACAUCUUGCAAUCAGGUUGUUGUCAGCCAUGGUUACCGUUGGGAGGUUCUCCGCUCAAAAUCCUUGAGUCUGUCGGAAAACUUAGUCCAGCGCGAGAGUACUAUCCCAAGGAGAAGAAGAACCUGCAGAACAUUGGUUGGAAGGCCAGUUUGACAAUGACCAUCCAGCAUGAUGCAUAUGAAGGUCUGGUACACGAUAUACUCAACAAGUCAGAAGUACUUUCUGUCUUUGCCCCAGAUCACCCAGGCCACUCAAACAACGUUCGGCUUAGUAACUACACGCCGACUCACCUUCGCAAGCGAGGCAUCACUCAGCGGCGUCUCUACGAGCGCAAUCUAUUCGAUACACACGAGAUCGCCAAGGAUAAGGUUUACAAUUCUCGAGCCCAACAAGCCAAUUCGGCACAAGCAAGGAAAGUCCAUGACGUUGCAAAGCUUCUGUGUACCCAGCCAUUCAACGUACACAUCACUCGACAACUAUCCACGGUUCUCGAAGACUGGAAACUCAUAGGCGGAUUCCACGCCACAUCUGAGUUCAUGCCCGCCAGCUUGAGCGAUCUGACAGAGAAGCCUGUUGACGAGCAGUGGGGCAGUCUUGUAAACCUCUGUCGUAGUUCUGCUUCUCACGACUUGUAUGGAUUGAUGUUCCGGCUCAGCCUCAUGUCAUUAAAUGCCGAAACCGACCUCAAUGUAAUCAACGUCCUUGCAGCGUUUGCAGUGAUCCCCGGAUUGAAAUCACUGCAACCGCCAUCGUAUUCCUCGUUCAACCAGUUUGAAUUGAACCAGACCCCAACUGCGCAAUCCCUUUUCCGAAUCAUUUCCGUCGAUCUGCCUAACAGGCUAAACUCGACUGGCGACAAGGUACAAAAGGCGCAUCAAAAGUCAUGUGAGAUAGAGGGAAGGCGAUUAGCGCAACACUUCCUGAGUCAAUGGCCUCACGAAGAACCUUUCUUGGAUGGAUUUGAGUCGGAUAUCAUUGAUACCGGACUUGCAACAGACCGAGUUGUUUCAGAGUGGCAUCGUUUGCGCGCGAACCUGAAACUUUCGGAAUAUGUUAUGCAGAUCCAGGAUGUACUAGAGCUGUACAAGGGUCCCAGGAAUACAUCAGCGCCAAAUGUCUGGAAUUUUGCACCGAGUCCCAUCCGACCACUAGUCCGCGGUCCCGUUAUUCCAUCAAUUUCCAGGGAUCUCGUAGUCAAGUCCCUAAUAUCGCCCUUGAACACACAUGCUUGCGAUGAGAUGGUUCCUGGUAGCCAGUCUGCUACUCUGUCCGCGAGCCGUUCAGCCUCACAGCCUCCGUCUAGGGAGAUGGCUGAGCUACGAAAGAUCCUUUCCUCAUUCAUCUUCUCGUCGAACUCCAUCCGCCAAGAAUACGCUCGCGACCUCGAAACAAGCCUUCUGGCUCUUGAAGAGACCAGCAAUCACCUGGAGGCCCCUUACGAUGCUCCGAAUAUUACAGUCAUUGCAGGCAGUAUCCAAAAGAUCUGCGCCUUGCGUUCAGCUCACUUCAUCCAGAUUCGCAACGCUCUAUCCAUUGACGACGAUCGUUUCCAUUGGCUUGAUCUUGGGAAUCUCUGGCCUUUGAAUACAUCAAUAGAGAUGCUGGAGCAACUGCGCUCAAGCUCCAACCAUAUUUUCGGGCACCUUGUUAAGGACGCAAUUGUCUCGCACGGUAUCCUCCUCACAACGCUGCAGAAACUCACACGGCUCAAGCAUGCACUUUAUCAUGCAAAACAGACUCGGGUUCAAGAAGAGCUUGGAAACGUUGGCCAUGAGAAUUGGGAUCCUUCGGAGUUCCCUGAUUGGCUUCUCCUAGAGAUUGAUAGUGAUCUUCUGAUCCGGCAAGAGCAGAUUGAUGUCGCACGUGCAAUCAUUGCGCCAAAAUCAGGAGACAACACUGUGUUGCAAUUGAAUAUGGGUAAAGGUAAAACAUCCUGUAUCGUUCCUAUGGCAAUGGCAAUUCUCGGCAACGGAAACCAACUCGCGCGUCUUAUCGUACCAAAGCCACUGCUCCCCCCGACAGCCCAGAUGAUCCAAUCUCGACUUGGGGGGCUAGUCGGUCGAGAGCUCCGGCACAUACCCUUUUCACGACGUACCAUGCCCAGCCCGGAGAUACUUCAACUCUACAGUGAUCUCCACCAAGACAUGCUUCGCCGUUGUGGUGUUAUGUUGAGUGCUCCGGAGCAUGUCCUAUCUUACAAGCUCAGUGGUCUUCAACAUCUUGCCGGACCAAGCUCAUCGAUUGCAUGCAGAAUGAUCAAGUUCCAGUCAUGGUUGGAGUCCACGUGUCGGGACGUUCUGGACGAAUCUGACGUCUCUUUGGCAGUGAAAACUCAAUUAAUCUACCCGAGUGGCGAGCAAACCACUGUUGAUGGCCAUCCACACCGCUGGCAAGUAGCACAGUCAUUGCUAUCACUUGUGAAAGACCAUCUUCCAGAGAUCCGACGCACGUUCCCGCGGAGCAUCGAAAUCAUCAAACGCGAUCAUGGAUACCCGAUGGUAUACUUUCUUCGGUCAGAUGCCGAGGAAGACCUGCACCGACGGAUUAUCGAUGAGAUAUCUACAGGUCAAACCGCAUUCCUUCGCUUCUCAGACUCCACUCCACCUGGCUACUACGCGGAGAUUGGUAAGGUCUUCACAGACACGACCCUUGACGACAACUUGUUCAGGCGCGUGACUGCACUGUUUUCCGAUGAGAACGUAGCAUCGAAGAAGCUACUCCUUGUUCGAGGCCUGCUGAUGAACCGAAUUCUUCUCCUCUGUUUGAAGAAGCGAUGGAAUGUGCAGUACGGUUUGCAUCCGGGUAGGGAUCCCAUCGCAGUGCCCUUCGAAGCAAAGGGUGUGCCUUCUGAACAAGCUGAGUUUGGCCAUCCCGAUGCCGCAAUUCUGUUCACUUGUCUGGCCUUCUACUACUCUGGCCUAGAUCGACAUCAACUCAACCAAGGUCUUCGCCAUAUUUUGGCGUCCUCCGAUCCUUCCAGUGAAUACGACAGAUGGACGAGCACUUGCGAUACUCUUCCGGAAGCCCUGUCCCACUGGAACAUCAUCAAUGUGGACGAUCAACGUCAAUUCGAAGAGCUUUGGAACCAUCUUCGAGUCAGUACAAGUGUGCUUGAUCAUUACAUGAAUCAUUUCGUUUUCCCUGCCCACGCAAAGCAGUUCAGUAUCAAGUUACAAGCUUCUGGAUGGGACCUGCCUUUAUUUUCGAAGUCGGACUCCAGCGACAACGUAACAACAGGCGCGAUGACUACUGGAUUCAGCGGAACCAAUGACAACAAGAUGAUGCUGCCACUCACCAUUCGACAAGACGACCUCCCGAGCUUGCAUCAGACCAACGCAGAAGUCCUAACCUACCUGUUACAAACUCGAAACCGAAGCUACUACCUCGCGGCUCAAGGGGGGAAGCGUUUGUCGGAGACGCAACUCUUGAAUCAGCUAAGUAUGAAAGAUAUUCGUGUACUCAUCGACGCCGGCGCAUACAUUCUCGAAAUGGACAACGAAGCUCUUGUAACGGCAUGGCUAGCUAUCGACACACAACGACCGGCAGCUGUGUUCUUCGGGGCCGACAACAGGGCCAAGGUUCGUUAUCGUGGAAUGAAAGACUCAGUGCCAUUGCUGGCCACACCCUUUGCCGAUAGUUUGGACGGAUGUCUUGUCUAUUUCGAUCAGGCGCACACGCGUGGAGUAGAUUUGAAGUUACCCCAAAAUGCCCAUGGUGCAUUGACGCUUGCCCCUGGACAAACAAAAGAUCACACAGUUCAAGCUGCCAUGCGCCUCCGACAACUCGCGACUACCCAAUCCCUGUCCUUCUUCGCCUUUCCCGAAACCCACCAAUCCAUCCUUGACGUCUGCAAGAUGACAGACAAAGACCCCAUCAACUCAUCUCACGUCGUGCGCUGGCUUUUAGAACAGACCUGCUGCGCGAACGAGCAGCUCCAAAAUCUUUACAUCUCCCAGGGCGCCGAUUUCUGUAACCGCAAGAUGGCGGAAUGGGAGAACGCGGAAUUUCUCUCUAAUGUCAAAGAUAGAGAUGCGUAUAUCAAGGCCCUUCAACAUCCUGAGCAUCAGACACUUGAGCAGCUAUACGGAAGCCGUGCAAGCGAUGCAAACUGUCUUCCUCCGCCCCAAACUCUGUUUCCGCAAAUCCAGGCUUUUACGGACGAGCUCAAUAAUCGACGUCACAGCACCGCCGUUAAUCCCAACGCUAUGCACUCGUUCGCGCUUGAGGAGGUAGAACAGGAGCGCGAAGUCGAGUUCCAAGUUGAGGAAGUGCGUGAAGUGCAACAGCCUGUGCAUUACGAAGCUCUCACAUUUCCAGGUGUUCACCCCAGCAUCUCCGACUUCGUUCACACAGGCAUUCUGGGCGGAGGAGAGGGAUAUGAACACGUGUUUACCGCCGUGUCACGCACCUCGGUGGGCCAGAGGUUUAGUGUUGCGGAGUCAGAGUCACGAUUGUUUGUUUCAGCAGAGUUCAUGAGGACGAUUGUGACAGAGAAGAAUGGUGCCAUGGACAAUUUCUUGCGUCCUGUUGAGUGGAUUCUCUACAGCCCCAGCACCUCCACAGCCUUGAUCCUUAUCGCCGAAGAAGCCGAACUCCUGAUCCCCGAGCUCCGCGACCAAGAAGCCCCCGCAAAAGUCCACCUCCUCACGUACUCGGCGCCUAUCACGAAGAAGAUGCUACACUUCAGUGCCCUGACGUACUACGCUAUGCCUGUGCUUCCGGAUGGCCAUGCCAUCCCGCACUGGCUCACGAUUGAGCUUGGCGUCUUUGCAGGGCGGUUGUAUAUGGACUUCGAGGAGUACGCAAGGCUGGAGAGAUAUGUCAAGAGCAACGGUGAUGGGAAGCGAUCGGGUGCGUCAGCAAUGAAAGAGGCUAGCUUCCUCCUCGAGUGGCUAUCCCUGCGUCGAAAAGGUCAGGACAUCAUGCACACACCAGCUGGGUAUGUGUGCCAAGGUCGCGUUCUGGAUUGCGGACAUGCUUUCUUCGUCAAGCAGCGUGUUUAUGAUAAGGGUGUUCUGAACCCGUAUCGCGUUAAUGAGAUUGUUGACAGUGUUGAUGCAGAGGAGGUGGAUGAAGACGAUGUGUGGCAUGGUAGUGGUGGGGACGAGCUGGAGUGAAGUUCUUGCUGGGGGUUAUUCUGGCACAUAAUCCUGUCAACUAUCGCUUCGUGCUCGCUAAAUAUUUCCGCUUUUCUCCUUGUGAAGAAUGAUCAUGUGCGGUAGAGUAGAUGCAUGUAUUCUACUUCCUUACCUUCUUAGUCGUUCACGCUGUACUCUCUUCUCUCUGCC
This is a messenger RNA of Dothidotthia symphoricarpi CBS 119687, 9687 nucleotides long. RefSeq lists its product as uncharacterized. NCBI's taxonomy places the organism in Eukaryota, Fungi, Ascomycota, Dothideomycetes, Pleosporales, Dothidotthiaceae. The transcript is spliced from 6 exons. The record is from RefSeq and is a predicted model, not a curated record. Bases 1 to 9516 code for a protein of 3171 amino acids.